CGCAUCAACAACAUUAAUCACCACAACAUUGGCCGAUGAUUCAUUUUCAUCAUUUACACCCGAUAUUCCACCGCCAACAGCUAAAGUUGGUCGAGUAUUUAAACCAUCAAAUCAACUUCAUGGCCUGUAUUACCAAAAAGGAAAAGAAUCAAGGCAUCGAGUUGAUAUUGCAUUCGACACAAAAAUUCCUUCGUUAAAUCCUGAUCUAACUGGAGUAGUGAACGAUAUUAAAUGUACUGAUAAUAAACAGGGUGAUGACCUCAUCACUCUUACCUUAAAAGAUGAUGAUUACAUUAAAAUGGUGGAUACUUGGCCAGAAGGAGAUUUGAUGCUAUUAAUUAGUCAUGAAUGGGAAUGCUUUGGUAAAAAGACGACGCAAUUCUUCAUGGCUAGUAAUAAAACAAUUGAAGCAGACAAAUUAAAUAAUCGUCGUGACUUGAAUGUGGAUAAGUCAAAUAAAAUUGAUCUUAAUAUGAUGUAUGAUCCAAAAACGGGAAAAUCAUCGCAUCCAAAUAUUCCAUUAAUUAAAGCGGGACAAACGAUUGCAAGCAAUGGAACAGGAACAGGAGAAUCUUUACUUUGUGCUAAUUGUUAUGUAAAUGGAGAAGCGACAAUUUCUUUACAUAUUGAAGGAGAGACUUUACCGAAUCCUAAAAUUACAAAUGCAACAAUUUCAAUGGAUGGUAAUUUGAAUUUCAAUUUCGAUCUAUCAGUCAAUGGUCAAAUUGGUGUUGCUCCCAGUACUCCUGAUAUCCAACUCUUUGAACUUCCAUUGAGCCCGUUGGGCAUUCCAAAUGUAUUUAAUAUUGGGCCAUCUUUAAUAUUGGCCGCUUCCGCUCAAGUAUCAACUGCUGUCACGGGAACUGUUUACACCGGUGGAUCAAUUUCAUACCCAAAUUUCCACAUGAGUGGUUCUUUGCUCGACAACAAGGAUCCAAACUUUCAGCAAUUCGGAUUCGAGGCACAAACAAAAUCAAAAGAUCCUUCAGUCGGUGUCACAGUAUCAACCGGAAUCUAUGGUUCAUUAAAACCACAAAUCGCUCUGAGUGUUGAUAUCAUGAAUGGAUUAUUACAAGCUAAAACUGGAUUCCAAGUUGUCACUACUUUGGGUGCUGAUAUCACUGUUGGAUCGGAAUCUGGUUGUGAUAAUCCCAAACAACCACACAUUGAAACCGCAUUAACCGGUGGAUUAGGUUUCUUUGUUCAGAGUGUUAGUUUACCCACUCUUAAAUUCCCAAAGAAG
Messenger RNA from Ambispora gerdemannii, 1243 nucleotides. Lineage: Eukaryota; Fungi; Glomeromycota; Glomeromycetes; Archaeosporales; Ambisporaceae. The record is from the annotation of a GenBank genome assembly.